Messenger RNA from Peronospora matthiolae, 2304 nucleotides. NCBI's taxonomy places the organism in Eukaryota, Oomycota, Peronosporomycetes, Peronosporales, Peronosporaceae. The record is from the annotation of a GenBank genome assembly.
AUGUCCUCUGCUCAUGAUGCCACCACCAAGAUCUCCAUUGACAAGUUCGACGGCGACAACUACGCGACAUGGAGCCGCUACAUGCGUGGCGUGUUCCUGACCAGGUCGACGUGGCACGUGGUGAACCGGGAGACGUCACCGACCUACGCGGACGGUCGCGCCAUGGACGACUACGUCAAGGCCAACAACAUCGCUUUCGGACUGAUGUUGCUGCACAUGGACGCAGACUACCAUCACAUCUUCGAUGACUGUGAAGAGGCGUGGGUCGCGUGGGCGCGUUUGAAGACGCUGUACGGCGGAUCGCAGAAGGCUGGACGCAUCUACUUGAAGCGCCAGCUGUUCAGCAUGGAGAUGGCGGAAGGCGGCAAUGUGAUGCAUCAUUGCAACGAAGUCCUCAACAUCAGCGCGAAGCUCAGCAGCAUCGGCUCCAAGAUGGAGGACGAGGACGUGGCGAUCUGCUUGUUGCGCAGCCUCCCCAAGAGCUACGAGAACGUCGUUCUCAACUUGGAGAUGAGCAGCGCGGAACUGCGAUCGCGAGACGUCGUGAGAGUGCUCACGAAUGAUCACAUCAAGAGGCAAGGUGACAAGACGAAAUCGGUGAAGACUGAAGACGCGGCGAAGGCGUUCAGUACCGAGCGUGAACCUCGCCAGUGUCCACACUGCGGAAAAUUGGGGCACACGGCGGAGCGGUGCUGGACCAAGCAGAAGGACGAAAAUCAAGGUGGAGCUCGACGCGGCGGCAACAAUGCUCGUGGACGCGGAGCCAACAACGCUGGACUUUCCACGGGCGAGAAUAUGCCAGGGAUGUGGGCAGUCGACAGCGGUGCGACGCAUCACAUCUGCAACGACAAGGCCAAGUUUGCAAUCCUGAAUGAGCGAGAGGAAGAAGAACUAUCAGUGGCUGAUGGCAGCAAGGCUGCGAUCAAGGGUGUGGGAACCAUCAUGGAACGGGUGAUUCUGCCCAAUGGUGACGAACGCGACAUCGAGAUCAAGGACGCACUGUUCGUACCAAGUAUGAGCAAGAAUCUGCUUUCGGUGCCACAGAUCAACAAGGGUGGCAGGUUCCAAGUCGUGUUCGAUGGGUCCAAGAUGCAAGUGAAGCGCAAGAAUUCCACACAAGUCGUGGCAACAGCGGAUCUCGUCGAUGGACUUUACUGGCUGCGGACUCCUCAACGAUCGGCGAAUGCAGCAACACGCAAUGGGACUAUCGACUUGCAUGCGCGCAUGGGUCAUGCACCCCUCGAAGUUCUGCGCAAGAUGGUGGCCACCGGCAUGAUCAAGGACGCCAAGGCACCUCUCAACUCGACUGGUCCAAGUGUGUGUCGCAGUUGCCAGCAAGGAAAGAUGGUCCAAAAACCAUUCCCAACCAACCGUGACAAACGCCAAUAUGGUGUGUUCGAGUUGCUGCACUUCGACAUCUGCGGGCCAAUGGAACAAGUCUCGAUCGGCGGCAGCAGAUACUUACUGCUUGUGGUUGACGAAGCCAGCGGUUGCAUGAAUGGCUUCUGUCUGCGGUCCAAGAUUGAGAGUGAAGUCUGUAUCAAGAAGCACAUUACUAAGAUUCAGACUCAGUUCGGCACGAAGAUCAAGUUUGUUCGGCACGAUGGAGCGCAUGAGUUUGCGACCAACUCGAUCAAGACCUUCUACGAAGAUCAUGGUAUCGAACAACAAGUCACGGUGCCCGGCAAUAACGGCGAUCUACAUCAAGAACCGCCUGCCUCACCCAAGAUCGACCACAAGACUCCGUUCGAGAUCGUGUACAAGUCGAAACCAAGUGUCAAGCACAUGCGCGUGUUUGGAUGUCGGGCGUUUAUCCUGACACCAAGGGAGAAGCGAUUGAAGUGGGACCCGAAGGCUCGUGAAGGGAUGUUCAUGGGCUACGAAGAAGCGUCAAAAGCUUAUCGAGUGUACGACAUUGAGGCGGGCCAAGUGGUGAUCAGUCGUGACAUCACCUUCGACGAAUCGACUUUUGACUUUUCGAUGGAUCGACCAAGUGACGAUGAUGAAGAUGCGGAGUUGGACCUCGACCUCCUGGCGAUCAACGAGGACGACGUGCGUCAAACCGUCUACAAGCAGACUGGCAAGUGCAAGAGUGAAGCAAGACCAGGCAUGUCACGUUCAGCUCGCCCUCGAACUGGGUUGGAACAAGCAAGUGCGCCGGAACACGUCUCCAACCGUCACCAGAAACGACGAUCAAAUGCUCCCGAAAAGAAGAAGAUGCGGACGUCUACAAUCAAAAUGACGACUAGAAGCCCCAAACAUUUUGGCGUGCAAGUGAAAAUGCAGUGGAAGCAACGGACCUAG